AUGCCAAGGAAACCUUGGUACACCGUUAGUAAUGCAGCCGGAAUUGUAGCUGGCCCUAAUAGUCAAACCCACGCUACUCCGCAAACGGAUGGAACGCAUGAUACGGAAGCAGAUACUUCAAGUGCACAGCGACGUGCAAGAGCCCCUCCACCUCCGCAUUCCGGCAACGGUGCUCGACAAUCCCGUGUUAACGCGGUACCCUUUCGACCACCUCGCAAUGAAACACGGCUGGCUUCGUCAAGUGACAUUAGGGACGCUCGAGCUCCUGCGACAAAUAGAAAGCAUCCACCGGAUUCACAUGAAGGUGUAGAUGACCAUUCAGAAGAUGAAGACUAUGACCCGGAGACGGAUGAGAUCGAGUCAUUCGAUGACCAUCUAGACAACAUGUUUGCCGCACAUGAAGUAUUCCUCCAGCGGGGAAUUCUACAAAGAAUAGGAAGUUGCUGGAGGAAUUCAAGAAAUCAUUUGUUCCAUAAGGUUUAUGACGAAGAACUAACUUUUGAGGAAAAUAUCAAGCGUAAGCCAGCAGGAAUAGAGGCAAAUCACUGGAAAAAGUUUCUUCAAUAUCGGUUGGACGAUGACACGAAGGAGAAGUGUAGAAAAAAUGCCAUUAAUCGUUCAAAGCAACAAUACACACAUACCGGAGGAGCAACGACAGGAAGGCCUAUUGGGAGAGGAGAGGGAUGGACCAUGAGUCAUAAAAAAAAGAAUGGAAAGUAUAUGAAUGAAGAAGCGCGUUUGGUUGGGGAAGCAAUUGAACUUAUUGAGAGCCAAGACCCCUCUAGCAAGGAAUUUUCACAGAAUGAUUCCCUUGCACAAGUGCUUGGAAAGGAGCACCCAGGAAGAGUUCGUGGACUCGGUAUUGGUACAUGUCCGAGUCGGUGUUUUCGUAACAUUUCAGAGCAGUCGGACUACGGUGUACAGAUUGAGGAGUAUCAGAUGGAGAUUAUGAAACUCAAGGCGAAGGCAGCAGAACUCAAGGCAGCAGCAGCAGAGGAAAAGGCUAAGAGACAGAGAAUGGAGACAGAGGCAGCUGAAGGGAAUGCAAAAAUACAGACAAUGAGAAAUUUGUUGACAUACGUAAUCCAGCAACAAGGAGGUAAUUUGCCACCUGAAAUAGCUGCGGAUUUGGAUUCUUUGAGAAGUGCACCAACCUCAUCCCAUGCAAGAUGA
Arachis ipaensis is the source of this 1173-nucleotide messenger RNA. RefSeq lists its product as uncharacterized. NCBI's taxonomy places the organism in Eukaryota, Viridiplantae, Streptophyta, Magnoliopsida, Fabales, Fabaceae. The record is from RefSeq and is a predicted model, not a curated record.